CUGACUUAAACGACUGCCUUACAGUACAACUCCGGCAGGAAGCAUUCUUGGAGGAAGCUGGAGAUGUCAGGAUAUCCAAAUGUUCGAGGAGCCAAAAUAAAACGUCAAAACCACGAACAUGAACCCUUCAUGAACCAUCCCCGCCCUCUCCACGCAAUCGCCCUCGCCAUCAUUGGGUCCAUCCAAAAGCAAUGGCCUCGGUCCUUUCCCUCGGCCUCGAUCAGCCUACCGGCCUUCAAUAUGCCAUUCAGGAGCACCUCCUGCCCCCUGAUCCCGAGAAUACCGACUACAAAUGGCACAGCUACUGCAACGGUGAUCCUGACUCGACAUACGACGAAGACGAGCUACUCGUAACCCCACGAUGCGUUAUUUGGUCCAGAGGAGGAGUCUUUCGGAAAUGCUACAAAUUCGACCUAGAAAAAGAACCCAUCACGCAAGCCUUGUUGACCUCCUUCCCAAGCGUUGGGCCUCUGGUUAAAAAUGGCACAAAAGAAGUGGAAAAGAACAAGGGAGAUGCGAAGAGAGAGGCAGCUAUUGUGGUUUUCCUGGUAACCCAGGCGCAUGUGUAUUUUCUCUCGGGAACUAGCCAUGUUAUACAUCUGCCAUUUGAGGUGGAAUGUGCCAUUGCGGCCCCGUGUGGAAUAAUUAUACAACGAAAACUACGGGUCGAUCACCUAGCUGCUGCGUCGUUGAAAUUCCCAAAAGUCCCGCCAAAUUCCUUCAUUUCUUCACAACCGCCGCCAUUGUCAGCGUCCAAUUCACAGCAGUCUACCUUUUCUAUUGCGGAUUUAGGGGCCCCGAAACAGAUAUCCCUUCAGUUUAAUACUACAUUGAAAGACUUUUGGGAUCCACCGGCAUUGAAAAGUGAUACAAGCUGGCCCCGGUUGUUUUCUCUUACCGAUCCUCUCUCAGAACUAGGCUUACUGGUAGCUCAGCCCUCAAAAGCAGAUAUGAAGCAUCGUCGGCGAUCAAUGAGGAUAUCAGCACUAAAUACUGCAGAAGAGAUUCUGCAUAUUUCACGCCGAGGAGAAUUUGACAAGCCCAGCGAUCAAUCUUUGGUUUUGGCACUGACCUUGAACCGGGAAACUGGCAUGUACACGGUCUGGAAAAUGGCAUAUAUGGGAGAAGCAAGUUUGAGCGAAAAGCAGCGUGUAGCGAGCGAUCCAAGUAGACGCAGAAGUUCAUUCAUGCCAGGUACUGCAACAGGAGCCACGACGCCUGUGAUGAACAGCCAGGCUACAUUUGGGCGAGAAAGUUUCGCUGGCGUUCAGCCAGUGAAAAAUGGUAAGAAACAAGAGGGGGCCAAAGAGAAGGUUGUCGAUUUUGUCGCGACACUCGAUCCAGACUUUGAAGGCGGGAUAAUUCCAAGACGAAAGUCUCGUAGGGUUAGCUCGAUGCUCGCCCGGGCAGAUUUAUCUGCAAACCAUGAACGACCUGCAUUUACUGAAAAGUCCGCCCAGCAUGGUGUAGGUCGACGUGGCGAGUCCCUUGGAAGUCAACAUACAAGAACUAGCAUUGGUGGCUAUGCUGGGGGCAACGGGCCAAGCUUUUCUCAACCUCCACAAUUCAACCAGAAUCUGAACAGCUUUCUAGAAGCACCAGUUGAUGAUUUACUGGACGAGCUCCGAGCGGGAGGAGACUUUGAAGGCUUCCACAGUAUGGGCUUAGACGACGAGGAAUUUGAUGCUCUUCGUCAAGAAGUCAUGCUUACCAAGGUUUGCUCAGUCCCCGUUGAACAUAAAAAUAUUCGAUACUCCAGUCAACAGUUGCCGGCGACAAGUCAGUGCAAAGUUUUUACCCUCACUGCUCCUAUGUCUGCUACAGACGACCAGCAAGGAAGCGCCAUUGUUAUAUGUGUUUUGGACCCAGAUGAGCAAAAGCUUUUAGUCUUGACUCUAUAUAGAAAGAUUCAUUCUAGCGUCAAUCAUGAUGGCCCAAUUAGGGGGAGAAAGGCGAAGGACAUUAACAUUUUGUCUCUGGCCUCAUCAAUGAGGGCAGAUGAUGUUAUUGAUGCUUGCAGACUUGACGAUGGUCAUGUUUCUCGCAUCAUGGUCUUGAGUAGCACGCCUGAUGGCUACGGUGAAAUCAGUUUACAAGCGCCGUGGAGUAAUUUGACGAAAAUUCCACUCCCGACUAAAUUUGCCUCUAGCAACACUCGAAGUCUUGGUCACAACGCUACGCCACAUGCUAGACGCGAAGGUGGGUUCAAACGCGUUCUGAGUCAGGGGCCUCGAGCCCUACGAGGAAUACGAAACUCCAAGCCUCGUGGUGUUGUUGAUUUGCUUGAUGAUGAAGGCAAAAUGCACCAACUUCAGGUUCGCCUUGAACCCCGAAACCCCCAUGUCUGCAAGAUACUUGAGGUUUGUAGAGCUGUCGUGCCGGGUCCAAGUGGCGGCGAAGGAGUGCUCGUGGGGUGGUGGACAGUGAUGCAAUGGAUCCGUUUGGAAUCAAUAGAGACCGUAGAUGCCGAAUGGACUGCUCUCGUUAUUACACUCUUUUCUCUGUCCCUAGGUCUAAACAACGAGCCCAAAGCUAGGCGGCGGAAAACCAACCCCAAGAAAAAACCACGCCCUCACAUGCGAUCUAGCAGUGGCGCUCAGACAGAUUCUGUAAGCUGGGAGACUAUGAUUUCACAAGAAACUGCAAAUGGGAACCCCCUACCAUCUUGGGCGAACAAUCCUGCUUGGAGUUGGCUUUCAGAGCCAGAAGAUUAUUCCUCUUCUGGCGUAGGUAUUUUGGAUCCAAUCCUCGCGUCAAACCCACAAGAUGAGGGUCAAUUUCUUCAAAGACAUUUAAAGCUUGCUCGUGAGUUCAUAAACUCUUCGUUUGGCGAGACAACAGUUCACGGCACCUUACCAACCACGGGGGAGAGAGAUCCAAAAUCUCGCAAGGCAGCUCUUGUUGAUACAGUCAUUGGACUUCACCUUUUCCGGGAGGAGCAAAAACUAGACAUCAUGACAGCUGAUGCCUUUACCACCGGCGCUACGAGCUUAACACCCGUUCUGGCGCAGAUUGUCAGGUGGUUGAAAUGGCCAACUUGGGUGGCCCGGUACGAGGUCGAGGAAGCUCAAUUGUUAGAUAUGGUUUAUGACACUGGUAUGGAUUUCAUUCAACUGAUCGAUUGAAGCUAACUUACAAAAUAGAAUCAUCUAUUGAGUCUCCAAUAAAUGAACCUCUAGAGUGCCCUUCGGUAUACGACUGGAUUCAGAGUUGCUUCACCUCUGGUGCUCGAACCGAAUUCAUGACAAUGCCAUUAUUAAUUCGAACGCGGACUCAAGCUUUGGCCAGGAGAGCCCCAUCUCUCGAUCAAUGGAUGAGAUUGACGCCCAGAACCUUGCUCUUCGAUAAGCUUUUCAGCCUUAUGUUGCCAAAUUGGUCUGCUGUGCAAUUUGUGGAAGCCCUUUUUGCUGUAGGAGUAGACAUUCUCCUACUUGGGACAUUACCAGAGGCGAUUUUGAUCCCUUUGAAAGAAGCCCUUGCCCAAUGUCAACCAGAGCCGCCGACGACCUGGAGUAAAGAGCUGCUUGCCAUGACAGGUCGAGAAGAUGUCAAAAUGCUUUUGAACCCCGGACAACGACCACGAGUAACCCAAUCUAGCUUGCUGGUUCCUACUCAUGAAUCAAAUAUAGAUGUUCAUACGAUAUGCAUAUCAACAUUGGAUGCGGAAUCCACGCGACCAUUUGAUGGCGCUGCCGAAAUGGAUCGGCAGACCAUCACUCGUGCCAUGUUCAAGGAUGACAGAAGAAUGAAUGAAGCUAUGAGCAUACUCAACACAUCCAGACCUACGGUGGCACGUUGCAAAUCCGAACCACAUUGGUCGGAGUCUGAAUUACUGGAGGCACAAAAAGAACAUGCUCAAAUGCUGGCUUACCGUACUUUGGCGAUCCCGGCUGGGCGAGGAUUGAUGUAUUUCAGUGCUCGAGUGCCUCUUUUGACUGAGCGGCUUAUGAUCGGAGGGUUUAAUCUAAGUUGUGUGAUGAAACCUGACAACAACACUGUCGGGGUUGAAAAGAGUGCCUACACAGAAGAGAAGGUGUGUUGGGCGUUCUUCCAUGCGGGCGUUGCUGCUGGGCUGAGCAUAUCUCGAGAUGCAAAAGGGAUUGACACAUCUUGGAUUCUUUUCAAUAAACCAGUUCAAGAUUUGAGUAACCGGCAUGCUGGAUUUCUACUUGCUCUGGGGCUCAAUGGCCACUUGAAAUCUGUCGCUAAAUGGGUUGCCUUCAAAUAUCUGACGCCCAAGCACACCAUGACUUCCAUUGGGCUGCUUCUAGGUCUGGCUGCUUCUUACAUGGGUACGAUGGACUCGCUUAUAACACGGCUUCUGUCUGUCCAUGUCACUCGAAUGCUACCCCCAGGAGCAGCAGAACUCAAUCUAUCGACGUUGACCCAAACAACCGGUAUCAUGGGAAUCGGACUACUAUACUGCAAUACUCAACACCGUCGCAUGAGUGAAAUAAUGGUGUCUGAGAUUGAACACAUUGACACUGAAACCGAAGAAGAACCAUUGAGAAAUGAAGGGUAUAGACUCGCUGCUGGAUUUGCUCUUGGUUUCAUCAAUCUUGGGAAAGGCUCUGACCUCCAGGGUCUUCAUGAUAUGCGGCUUACUGAAAGACUGCUUACAUUGGCAGCAGGCGCUAAAAAGGUUGAUCUCGUUCAUGUUUUAGACAAAGCUACUGCUGCAGCAGUUAUGGCGAUUGCACUUAUAUUCAUGAAAUCUGAGAACCAAGUCCUUGCUCGGAAAAUCGAUGUUCCAGAUUCUCUUUUGCAGUUCGAUUAUGUCCGACCAGAUAUUUUCCUGCUGCGAACACUAGCAAAAAAUCUGAUCCUGUGGAGUAAGAUUGAACCAUCAUUCGCAUGGAUUAAGAGUAGCCUGCCGACAACUUACCGGUACCGAGCUACUUUGGAAAAUGUCAAGGUACUGACAAGUGACGAUUUACCCUUCUACGAUAUUGUUACUGGCCUUUGCUUUAGCAUUGCAUUACGAUAUGCAGGUUCAGGUUCAACCCCAGUCCGCGAUUUGCUAAUUCAUUAUCUGGAUCAGUUGAUUCGGAUUUGUCGGAUUGAAGCAGAGACGUAUGACCAGAAGCUGACAAGAAAUACCGUUCGAAAAUGUCAAGAUUUACUUGCCCUCGGACUUGCAACCAUCAUGGCAGGUUCAGGCGAUCUGGAGGUUUUCCGACGUCUGCGUUCUCUUCACGGUCGUGAUGACAGCGCAACUACCUAUGGAAGUCAUCUUGCUUCUCACCUCGCGAUAGGGGCACUAUUCUUAGGCGGCGGGACUUUCACAUUUGGAACAUCAAAUAUGGCAAUAGCCGCACUCCUCGUGGCAUUUUACCCCAUCUUCCCAUCGUCGGUUCAAGAUAACAAAUCUCAUCUCCAAGCCUUCCGACAUUUCUGGGCACUAGCUGCCGAACCAAGGUGUCUGAUAACUCGAGAUAUUGAUACCAACCAGCCUGUUCCCGUACCCGUCACUAUCACUCUGCGGGAUGGCUCUCAAACCAAAGGCCACACGCCCGGGCUUCUCCCAGAAUACGAAAACAUGCAAUCCAUACGCACCGACAGCUCAGAAUACUGGAAUGUAGUCCUGGAUCUACAAUCCAACUCUCAACAUCUUCAGAGUCUGAAGUCUAACCAAACCAUCCACGUUCGCAAACGCCAACCUCACGAUUCCAAUACCUCCGUCUUCAACGCUACUCUACAAACCCUCAAUGAUUCAUCGACCUCCUCAAGUGCCACUAUAUCCAAAUCCUCGCCUGUCAAUUCCCUGGAAUGGAUCUUUGAUCUUGAUGCUUUUAAGACGUUCACCAAGGCAGAGAGAGCACUGGUUCUUCCUGUGGGUGAUUCUGGGACUGGAGGUGGUGUGGGUAGUGUGAGUGUGGUUAGUGAUAUGAUGAGGGGGACGAGGGGUACGGUUGUGGAUUCACGGUUGUUGCUCGAGGGAGCUAUGAAUAGUGGGAAGAGAGAUAGGGUUGUGGGGUUGAGGUUUUUGUUUGAGUGGAUGGAUGGGAGGAUCAAGGAGGGUGGGGAGGUUGGGUGGGUUAGGAGGGAAGUGGUGGAGAGGUUGAAGAGUAGUGUUUGGGUGUUGAUUGAGGGUCGGAGGUAG
Hymenoscyphus albidus is the source of this 6103-nucleotide messenger RNA. The record is from the annotation of a GenBank genome assembly. Lineage: Eukaryota; Fungi; Ascomycota; Leotiomycetes; Helotiales; Helotiaceae.